AAACAUUUAGAUAAGAUGCCAUAGGCUACUUAAUCACAGUCUGUUUUCAAACUUUGUACUUUGGGAGAAAAAAUGAUAACUUUAUCUAAAAAGUUAAAACAGAGUGGAAAGAAAGAAACAGAUGAUGCACCUAAAAGAAUAUCAAUCAGAGACAAAUUAUUAGUCAAAGAAGUAACAGAAAUGGAAGAAAAUUUACCUAAAACUUGUCAAGUUGUAUUUGAAGAUCAUGAUAAAUUACAUAAAUUCUUUUUAAUUGUCACACCAGAUGAAAGUUACUGGCAAGGUGGGAAAUUCAAAUUUGAUAUAUUUGUACCAGAAGAAUAUAAUAUUAUGCCACCACAAGUAAGAUGUUGUAAUAGAAUAUGGCAUCCUAACAUUAGUGAGUCUGGCGAAGUUUGUCUUAGUUUAUUACGUCAAAGUUCCUAUGAUAGUUUAGGCUGGGCACCUACCAGAAAAUUAAAAGAUGUUGUGUGGGGAAUUAAUUCAUUAUUCUCAGAUUUAACAAACUUUGAUGAUCCUUUAAAUGUAGAUGCAGCAGAUCAUUAUUCUCAAAAUAAAGACUCAUUUAAAUUUAAAGUUCGAGAAUAUAUACAAAUGUACGCCAAAAGAUAAUGAAGUCUCUUUGUGUAGUUGUGUAUGUGAUAAAAGAAUUUUUUUUAAGAGUUGGAACUUUGUGAUUAGGAUAUUGUGCUGAUUAUACAGAAUGGACUUUUUGAAACAAAACUAUAAUUGAUUGAAUUUCAAACUGUGCCAAAAAGUCCCUGGAAAAAAUUGACUUGAUUUAAACUUAAAAUAUUGCUCCUGUCUCAUGAAUAAUUCUUAACACCUUCUGAUU
This is a messenger RNA of Lottia gigantea (owl limpet), 835 nucleotides long. RefSeq lists its product as hypothetical. Lineage: Eukaryota; Metazoa; Mollusca; Gastropoda; Lottiidae. The transcript has 7 exons. The record is from RefSeq and is a predicted model, not a curated record. Bases 73 to 612 code for a protein of 179 amino acids.